Verruconis gallopava is the source of this 1008-nucleotide messenger RNA. RefSeq lists its product as uncharacterized. Lineage: Eukaryota; Fungi; Ascomycota; Dothideomycetes; Venturiales; Sympoventuriaceae. The record is from RefSeq and is a predicted model, not a curated record. Bases 1 to 1008 code for a protein of 335 amino acids. Gene Ontology annotation, molecular function: hydrolase activity. The transcript is spliced from 2 exons.
AUGGACGACUUCAUGAAGAAAACUUUCACCACAUCUCGUGGUCUUACGUAUACUUAUUACAGCUUCCCGUCGUCAGAAACGAAGCCUGUCCUUCUGCUUCAGCACGGCUUUCCAGACGAUCAUGAGCUUUGGUCGAAUAUUGUUCCCUACAUUAAAGACCUCGGUUUCCCGAUCGUAGUACCAGAUCUUCUCGGCUAUGGGGAAACAUCGAAACCGAGCGAUGCUUGGCUAUACAACAGCAAGGGCAUGGCAGGUGAUUUGAUGGAGAUAAUAGACCACGAAGGCUACACGUGGGUUAUUUCAGUAGGGCAUGAUUGGGGUUCUACCCUUGCACAGCGCCUGGCUCUGUGGCACCCUGAUCGUAUCGUCAGCUUGAUCAUCCUGAAUAUCCCUUAUCGACCACCAGCGCAGUUUGACGUUGAAGAGGCAAACAAAUUAUCCAUUCAGACUACCGGUUUGCCCAGGCUUGCGUAUCAGCAAUUCUUUGUGUCCCCUGGAGCCCGCCAAGUGAUUGAGGAUCACCUUGAAACCGCAUUCCAUGUGCUUCAUGGCAACGACGAGGGAACAAAAAAUUAUAUGGAAGACGUAUUGUGCCACCAUAGAGUGCUGGAGGCAACGCUUCGCAAUGAUACGCGUCAGCCACUGAAAACGUAUGCAAAAACACCUGGCUUCAAAGAAAAAUGGAUUGCUCGCAUGAAACGAGACGGUUUGGAAGGUCCCCUUAACUGGUAUCACGCGUUACAUUCAAACUAUCAUUGGGCAGUCGAGAAGGACCUUCCGACAGAGCGUCAUCGGCUCAAUAUUCCGGUCCUCUUCAUCGGCGCCACUAUGGAUGCUGUUGGAUUGACACAGGCUAUAUUUGUUCCUCAAAAAGCAGGGCUCCUCCCAGACCUGACGGUCAAAGAGAUUGAAAGUGGUCACUGGCAAACAUUUGAGGCACCUGAGAAAGGAGGACCAAUCAUUAGGAAAUUCCUGCAGGACAAGGUGCUUAAAGCAUACAGUAGCUGA